This is a messenger RNA of Eublepharis macularius, 2670 nucleotides long. RefSeq names its product vomeronasal type-2 receptor 26-like. Gene Ontology annotation, molecular function: G protein-coupled receptor activity. Gene Ontology annotation, biological process: G protein-coupled receptor signaling pathway. NCBI's taxonomy places the organism in Eukaryota, Metazoa, Chordata, Lepidosauria, Squamata, Eublepharidae. The record is from RefSeq and is a predicted model, not a curated record. Gene Ontology annotation, cellular component: membrane. The transcript is spliced from 8 exons. Bases 1 to 2670 code for a protein of 889 amino acids.
AUGGCGCCAGUACCCAACACUUCUCCCAGAAAUCUAACAGUGAGCAAUGCUGUAAAAAAUCAACUUGAAGCAUUGCCUGAAUAUUAUGGGAUGGGGAACCUAAUCAUCGGUGGUGGUUUGUCUUUGCAUCUUGCUGGUUUGGCCUCUCUAAACUUUGAGGAAACUCCUGGUAUCAUUGAUAUUUUUAAAAAAUGGAUGCUACCUAAGAAUUACCAGCAUAUCCUGUCCUUUGCGUUUGCUGUGUAUGAGAUUAAUGAGAAUCCAAAUCUCUCACCCAACAUCACUCUGGGUUUUCGUAUAGUUGACAACUGCUAUACAGGAAGACUUACCUAUGCAACCACACUGCAAUUGCUGAGUGAACGAGGGAGAUGGACUCCUAAUUACAACUGCAACAUGAAAGAAAAACCAUGGGCCUUCAUUGGGGGACUUGCAUCUGAAACCUCCAUUCAGAUGUCAAAUGUCUUAGGCAUUUAUAAGCUACCACAGAAAGUGGAGAGAGAAACAAGGGGAUCUGCUGUUUUGGACUUGAUUCUCACCAACAGGGAAGAACUUGUUGAUGAGCUCAGUUAUGGUUCAUUUGAUCUUGCACUGAGUGAUAAAAAACAGUUCCCCUUCUUUUAUCGGAUGGUCCCAAAUGAAGACUCGCAAUACAAAGGAAUAAUCCAGCUCCUCCUCCAUUUCAAAUGGAAGUGGAUUGGCCUAGUUGCUACAAAUGAUGAUGGUGGAGAUACAUUUGUGCGGACUCUGACGGCGCUGCUCACAGAGCAUGGCAUUUGUGCUGCUUUCACUCAGUGGACACCAGCAACGUUCACAAGUACUGGGAAAAACCUUUUAAUGCAUAUGGAAAAAAUAAAUAGUUUUUUCUCAGACAGCAAAGUCAAUGUGAUUGUUGCAAGUGGGGAUUUACGAAGCCUAAUUCUAUUGUCAGUAUGGCUAGAUCUAUUUUACCAAAGUACAAAAGGGAAACUUAUUGGGAAAGUUUGGGUCAUGACUGCCCAGUGGGAUUUUACAGCUGCAGAUUCACAGGGUAUCUGCUUUCUAAGACCCUUUCAUGGUGCUUUGUCUUUCACAAUUCACUCAAAUGAAGUGCCCGGAUUCCGGAAUUUUCUUCAGACUCUGGAUCCUCAGCAACCCAAUGGUGAUCUCUUCCUCGAAGAAUUUUACAAGAAUGCUAUUGAAAAACUUCAUUAUUCUGAUCUGGGCUUCUUAGAUGCAAACAUCACUUGGACAAAGCUGAUGGAUCUGCUUCCAGGGGCAGUAUUUGAAACUAGCAUGACAGGCCAAAGCUAUAGCACUUACAGUGCUGUUCAUGUUCUGGUUCGAGCACUAAAUGAAAUGUACUUAUCCAGGCCUAAUCAGAGAAACUUGGGAAAAAGAGACCGAUGGAAGUUGCAGCAUAUGCCACAAUGGCAGCUUCACCAUCUUUUGAAAACCAUCAGGUUUAACAACAGUGCAGGAGAUGAAAUCUCUUUUAAUGAAAACCAAGACUGGGUUGCUGGAUAUGACAUUUUGAAUUGCAUUGUAUUCCCCAAUGAGUCCUUUACUCGAGUGAAAGUUGGAAGGGUGGACCCCCAGGCUCAGAAGGGGCAGGCAUUCUCGAUUAAAGAUGAUACGAUCACAUGGAACAACUGGUUCAAUGAGACACAGCCUCGUUCUGUCUGCUCUGAGAGUUGCCAUUCUGGAUAUAGAAAAAGAGAGUGGGAGGGGAAGCCAGUCUGCUGCUAUGAAUGCACCCAGUGCCCAGAAGGGAUGAUUUCAAACCAGAUAGAUGCCAGUUUCUGUGAAAAAUGCCCAGAUGACAAGCAUGCCAACCACAAUCAAGAUAAUUGUAUUCUGAAAACCAUACACUUUCUCUCCAUUAAUGACACUUUGGGGAUUGUUUCUGUUUUCUCUUCCAUUUGCUUGUCUUUUAUCACAGGUCUGAUAUUGGUAACAUUUGUUAAAUAUCAGGACACUCCAAUUGUCAAAGCCAACAACCGAGAUAUCACCUAUAUUCUCCUUCUCUCCCUGUUGCUCUCUUUCCUUUGUUCCUUGCUCUUUACUGGACAGCCAAACAAAGUCACUUGCUUUCUCCGACAAACAACUUUUCUUCUUGUCUUCUCUGUUGCUGUUUCUUCUGUGUUGGCUAAAACCACCACUGUCAUUCUGGCAUUCAAGGCCACAAAACCAGGAAGCCAGAUGAGGAAUUGGCUGAGGAAGAGGGUCACAAACUCCACUGUGCUCUUCUGUUCCCUUGGUCAACUUGGAAUCUGUGCUGUCUGGCUAGCAACAAACCCUCCUUUCCCUGAGCUAGACAUGCACUCCCAAAGCAGAGAGAUCAUAGUCCAGUGUCAUGAGGGCUCUGUCACCAUGUUUUAUUGUGCCCUCAGCUACAUGGGCUUCCUGGCCAUGGUCAGUUUUCUUGUAGCUUUCUUAGCAAGGAAUUUGCCGGACACCUUUAAUGAAGCCAAGUUCAUUUCCUUUAGCAUGUUGGUGUUUUGCAGUGUUUGGGUAUGCUUUGUUCCCACUUACCUGAGUACCAAAGGGAAAUAUAUGGUAGCUGUAGAGAUCUUUUCCAUCUUGGCUUCUGGGGCAGGAUUGCUCAGCUGUAUCUUUUUCCCAAAAUGUUAUAUUAUAAUCCUAAAGCCCAGUCUCAACUCUAAAAGACAUGUUAUGUCCAAAUGGGGUUAA